This is a messenger RNA of Arabis nemorensis, 531 nucleotides long. NCBI's taxonomy places the organism in Eukaryota, Viridiplantae, Streptophyta, Magnoliopsida, Brassicales, Brassicaceae. The record is from the annotation of a GenBank genome assembly.
AUGACAAUGACUAUUAAGCUUCUAUCUUUCGCCGUCGCCGCCUUGGCCGUUACCGCCGUCUUCGCCGCCGAUCCACCAUCACCAGCCGGCGCUCCAAAAUCUAACGGCGGAAAAAGCUCUACAUCUUCUUCUCCGGCCGCUGCAGCAUCCCCAAAAUCAUCCUCCUCCGCUCCAUCCUCGCCGCCUACAGCUGCUGCUCCGACCACCGCCAAGAAAAACUCCACUGCAACUCCUACCGCUUCCCCACCUUCCACCACCACCGCGAAACCUCCAAAAUCGUCAUCGGCUAAAACUCCGGCUUCAAGCCCCGACUCAAACUCAGGUGAAGAGUCUGAAGGUCCCACCAGCUCAUCCGACGCACCUUCCACCUCGUCUCCGCCAUCUCCGACUCCAGACAUGUCUCCGUCCUCCGACGAGGGAACGGCUAGCGACGGUCCUGAAGCUGAGUCGCCUACGUCAAGAGCCUCAUCGUUUGAGAUUUCUGUCUCUAGAGCUGUUCUCGCAGCCGUUGCAUGGUUCUUCUUCAUAUGA